AUGAGCGACACGCUCGCAUACGAGGCCUGGCUCACCAGCGCACACACACGCACCAGGCGCUACCGGCGGGCCAUGCGCGAGUCGCUCCUCCCGCCUCCGCCGGGCGCACUCCCCUCCAUCCGCUGGCAGCUUAUCGGGCCCCAGAACCGCGUGCCCGACGCCGCGGUCCCCAUAGGCCUCAAGGGCGACCCCUCCGGCGGGCCCGGCACAGUGCUGUACGCGGCGCGCACCUGGGCAGGCAACGGGUUGCGUAUCGGCCAAGGCGACAAGUGGGAGGAUAGAUGGUUCGAAGACCAGCUGCACAACGCGCGUCAUGCAGAGGUGCUGUGUGCUCCGCGUGGCACGGUCGAGUGGGUCGAGGUCCGGCAGGGGUGGCGCCGCAAGCCCAAGGUCAAGCGCCUCAAGCUUGUCCCCGCUGCACUGGAGAGAGACGGCAAAGUCAUAGUGUUUGCGCGUCUGCACUAUCAGUUAGGAACAGUCCUGGGUCAAUGGACGGUCGGCGCUCGCCGCGCCCACUUCUUCAUCAACCAGUCGAUCUGGACAGCAACCAAGUUUGAAGUGCUCGUCUUCUCGCAGGAACCCCGCCAGCCCGUGGCCGAGCGCGUCCAGUCACCUACACCUACACCAAUAAGCACCAAGUCUCCUGCGCCGUCCCCGCAGCCAUCCCCGACCGACAUCACCGCACCGCUCCUUCCAAAGGUCGCGCCGCCACCGUCUUCUUCUCCAAAGCCAGGUCGCUGGCGCCGCAAGAACACAAAUCAAGCCAAGCCGCACCACCAGCCCGGAGUGUGUGUUGUUCAGUAA
This is a messenger RNA of Vanrija pseudolonga, 804 nucleotides long. RefSeq lists its product as uncharacterized. The transcript is spliced from 4 exons. NCBI's taxonomy places the organism in Eukaryota, Fungi, Basidiomycota, Tremellomycetes, Trichosporonales, Trichosporonaceae. The record is from RefSeq and is a predicted model, not a curated record. The coding region runs from base 1 to 804 and encodes 267 amino acids.